AUGUCGCUUCACCAAUACGUCAAUAAGAGAAUCCUCAUUCUCACCGUGGAUGGACGUACACUACUCGGUAACCUUCUUUCGACAGAUCAACUUACCAACCUGGUCCUGACUGAUACCGUGGAGCGCAUUAUUCGCACCCCCGAUGACGACGAGCCUUCCACGGAGGUUGAGCAUGGUCUCUAUUUGAUCAGAGGUGAUAACGUGGUGGUUUGCGGCGAGGUAGACGAGAAGAUUGACCGUGAUAUCGACUGGUCCAAGGUGAAGGGCGAAGUGAUUCGGGACACGAAGAAUGCAUGA
Penicillium argentinense is the source of this 297-nucleotide messenger RNA. RefSeq names its product U6 snRNA-associated Sm-like protein LSm8. The record is from RefSeq and is a predicted model, not a curated record. Gene Ontology annotation, biological process: mRNA splicing, via spliceosome. Gene Ontology annotation, molecular function: RNA binding. The transcript has 2 exons. NCBI's taxonomy places the organism in Eukaryota, Fungi, Ascomycota, Eurotiomycetes, Eurotiales, Aspergillaceae. Gene Ontology annotation, cellular component: U6 snRNP; U4/U6 x U5 tri-snRNP complex; precatalytic spliceosome. The coding region runs from base 1 to 297 and encodes 98 amino acids.